Molecule: messenger RNA, 909 nt
Organism: Trichoplax adhaerens
Lineage: Eukaryota; Metazoa; Placozoa; Uniplacotomia; Trichoplacea; Trichoplacidae
Exons: 1
Coding region: 1-909 (302 amino acids)
Source: RefSeq, a predicted model, not a curated record
AUGUCUGCUUUCAUUUCUAUAACAGUUCCUAAUAACGCACUACUAUGCCUGGUGAUAGUGGUAUCAUUGAUAAUAGCUACACUAUUCUUAAAUUGCAUACUACAUAAAAGAUGGAAAUUAAUCGUCAAGUUAUUUUCCAAAUUUUGCCCUCGUGUAAAAGUUCGUAAGAAACGUUCUAGCAAGCUAGAUGCUACUAAGGAUAAGUCACCAAAUAGUGAUGAUUAUGAUACUAGUGAUCAUCCGUCCGAUAAUGAAGAUGAUAAGGCUAAUGAAAAUAGCAAGUUAAUCACUGGACCUGGCGAUAAUCGAUCAAUCGAUCAAAGUAAUCUUAGUUCUUCUCACACACCACCACCUAGUAGGGUAGAAACUGCAAGUUUAAGCACAUAUAUUCCAGGUGCUUCUCGUACCGGAUCUUAUGCCUUAAAUAGUUAUACACAUAAAUUAUCCAGUGAAGAAAAUUUAGUUCAUGUUGAGUUUAAAAUUUCAUAUGAGGAAACCCUUACUCAACUUGUAGUGAAGAUAGAAGAUGCUGUAAUUGACGAUGAGAAGCUUUUAAAAGGCUAUGUUAGUGUUCAUGGUGCACUGGUUGGAACUAAAACGAGGCGCUUUCAAACUAGAGCUAAACGUUCAAGUUCUAGUAUUAUCUUCGAUCAAAUAUUUGUUUUAACUAAUGUUGAAAUUUCAGACAUUGAAACGUCUAAAUUGCGCCUUCGUUUAUAUCAUCUAGCUAGUAAGGCAGCAUUAAUGCAAGCCAAAAAAAUAGUUGCUGAAAAUAUUGUUGGCUUGCAUCAAUUAAAAGCUACAAAUAAUAAUAACAAUAAUAACAACACUGAUAAUGAAGCUGAUGAAACUCAGAUUGAAGAUCAGCCAAAGCCAUUGGAAAAAGAUGAAGCUGAAGUUGCAGAGUAA